Paramuricea clavata is the source of this 630-nucleotide messenger RNA. The record is from the annotation of a GenBank genome assembly. NCBI's taxonomy places the organism in Eukaryota, Metazoa, Cnidaria, Anthozoa, Malacalcyonacea, Plexauridae.
AUGUAUGUUUUGGCCUGGGAUGAGCGCAGAGAUGAAGGAGUUUAUAGGUCGUGCGAGACAUGUCGAAGGUAUGAGACCAGACAACAGAAAGAAACGCUGAUGAGCCACGAGAUAACAGAGCGACCAUGGGAAAAAGUUGGCGCAGAUAUCUUUACCAUUGGUGAUAACAACUACCUCGUGUUGGUAGAUUACUACUCAAAUUUCUGGGAAAUCAACCGUCUCGAAGAUACCAAAACCAGCGCAUGUAUCAGAAAGAUAAAAGGUCAUUUUGCCAGGAAUGGAAUUCCGGAUAUCUUUGUCAGCGAUAGUGGUAGCCAGUUUGUCUCUGAGAGAUUUGGAAACUUUGCAAAAUUGUGGGGUUUCGAACAUCGUGUGAGCAGCCCCGGACACCAGCAAGUCAAUGGAAAGGCAGAAUCUGCUGUAAAAUCUGCAAAGAAGCUUAUACGUAAAGUGGUUGAAACUGGAAAUGAUCCGUACCUGGCGAUUUUGGCACAUAGAAAUACACCCACUGAAGAAAUGGAGUCCAGCUCAGCCCAAAGACUACUCGGUAGACGAUGCAAAACCCUUCUGCCGACCACUACUGAAUUACUCAGGCCGGAGAGUAUUCCAAAUACUGUACAAAGAUUAUGA